AUGUGUUCCUCGACGUCUCAUAUUGAUCUCUUGAUCGUUGGAGCGGGGCCAGCAGGCCUCACAGCUGCAUGUUGGGCAGCGCAAUACAAGAUGUCGACUCGGAUAAUUGAUCAAAAAGGAGAUCGCACCAAAACGGGCCACGCGGAUGGGAUACAAAGCCGGACUCUAGAGAUACUAGAAAGCUUUGGUAUCGUCGAUCCAAUUUUAAAGCAGGGGAUCCACGAUGUCGACAUGUCCCACUGGACAACAAACAACGAAACCGGGAAUAUAGAGCGACGCAGGAGGUACGAAGCAGAUACUGGGCAAAGAUCGAGAUUUGGGCAAAUACUGCUCAACCAAGGGGCUGUGGAGCAAGUCUUUGUUGACCAUUUGCAUAAAAAGAACGUUCGCGUGGAGAGGCAUAAAGCGGCUGAAUCUUUACAUUUCUCUCCUACCGCUGAUGACGACACACAACAAUUUCCGGUCGUUGUGGGAGUAAGGUGUAUUGGAAAUAAUGGAGAGAAAGAAACUAUACACGCGCGCUAUCUUAUUGCAUGCGAUGGCGCACACAGCUGGGUCAGGAACCAGCUAGAUGUCCAGACCGAUACAGUGUCCGAAGACUCAACCUGGGGAGUGCUAGACAUAGUGCCCAUAACUGACUUCCCCGAUAUCCGCCAAGCCUGCUCAAUACACUCUCAACCUGAUGGAAGCAUCAUGACCGUGCCUAGGGAGAACAGACUUGUUCGAUUUUACAUUCAUCUUCGAGGGGAGAUGAAAGAAGAAGCCAUGCAACACCCCAGCCGUUCUCCUCGAACGAUGGUAGAAAUGGCCGAGGGCCUAAUGAAGCCGUAUAGUUUGACGUAUAAUUAUUGUGACUGGUGGUCUAUUUAUCCAAUAGGCCGACGCCUAGUCAAGCAAUACAGACCCCAUGAACGCGUGUUUCUCACUGGUGAUGCUGCACACACCCACUCUCCAAAGGGAGGGCAGGGCAUGAAUGUAUCAAUCCAAGACUCAUAUAACCUCAUAUGGAAACUGGGAGCAGUUAUCACCAAUGGUGCGGACCCCACUAUCCUAGGAACUUAUGACACCGAACGGCGUCCGGUCGCCAGGCAGCUGAUGGAUCUGGAUACCCGACUUGUACAAGCAUAUGAGAAGGAGGAGAAAGAUAUUUCAAAAGGAAUUUACGAAGUCCGCGAGCAAUAUGCUGGAUUUAUGGCAGGGGUCGACGUGGCAUAUACUCAUAGCAUCUUGAUUACCGAGGGAGGAAAAGACGGUGAUUCAAACCUUGCAAGCAAUAUAACAUUGGGCAUGCGUUUACCAUCUUUCCUUGUUGUUUAUCUGUGCGACGGGGCGCCUUCACAUUUGGCACAGAGGCUUACGAGUGACGGAUUAUGGAGGCUCCUGGUGUUUCCGGGUGAUCUACGCCAACCGGAGAGGAUGAAAGCUCUGGUCAAUUUUGCGAACAUCUUCAGCAAAAGCUCUUACCUCGCUCACCUACAACACAUAUCAGCUCCGGAAUGGCGCUGCCAUAUCAUUGAAUUGCUUCUCAUACAGUCAUGCCCCAGGAGCGCAGUCAAUCUGCUUGAUCUUCCAGAGCUCUUCCACCCGUUUGAUGAUACUAUGGGGUGGGACUACUGGAAGGCGUUCGCUGAUGAUAGGGAUCAAGCUUACAAAGGAUACGGCAUUGAUAAGGGAGGAUCAGGUUGUCUCGUACUGUGUCGGCCGGAUCAGCAUGUCGCAUGGAUAGGUAGUAUGGAGGACACGUCUGGCUUAGAGAGUUACUUCUCAAGCAUUUUUGGACCGUUGAGAUGA
Molecule: messenger RNA, 1791 nt
Organism: Penicillium canescens
Lineage: Eukaryota; Fungi; Ascomycota; Eurotiomycetes; Eurotiales; Aspergillaceae
Exons: 6
Coding region: 1-1791 (596 amino acids)
Molecular function (GO): FAD binding
Source: RefSeq, a predicted model, not a curated record